ACUUAUUUGGAAAGGGAAAAGAAAAUCUUGGAUAAUAAAGUAGUGGGCGGGAUGGUUUAUGGAUUGCAAGCUUGAGCUCCCAUCAAUGGUGACUGCGUCGGCCGUUCGCGUCUCAUCUCUUUUUUCCUCUUCUGGGGUGUCCUCCUUUCACCCGCUGCAUCAGCCGGAAGUCUCCACCGGAGUCAUCUCCUUAUCUAUUCCGAACAUUUCAUAUCGCGGGCUACUAAGCUCUCCGGCGGCUGGAAGGAGGGAUUUCCUCAGGGGAAUCGCUCUGGCAUCCGUAUUAUUGAUUAAGUCUUCGGAUUCGAAGGCGAGGGAGGUCGAGGUUGGGUCUUAUCUUCCCCUGUUCUCGUCGGACCCAUCUUUUGUUCUCUUUAGGGCCAGUCCCAGUGAUACUCCUGCACUCCGUGCCGGCAAUGUGCAACCCUAUGAAUUCAUUCUUCCGCCAAGUUGGAAACAAACAAGAAUUGCCAACAUACUUUCUGGAAAUUAUUGCCAACCCAAAUGUGCUGAGCCAUGGGUGGAGGUAAAAUUUGAAGAUGAAAAGCAAGGCAAAGUUCAGGUGGUCGCUUCACCUUUAAUACGCCUAACAAACAAGCCCAAUGCAACUAUUGAAGAUAUUGGAAGCCCUGAGAAGGUGAUUGCUUCUCUUGGUCCAUUUGUGACGGGUAACACGUAUGAUUCUGAUGAGCUCCUUGAAACAUCAAUAGAGAAGCAUGGCAAUCAAACGUACUAUUCCUAUGUGCUGGAGACUCCAUAUGCUUUGACUGGUUCACAUAAUCUAGCAAAAGCCACAGCUAAAGGAAGCACAGUCGUCUUGUUCGUAGCAAGCGCAAAUGAUAAGCAGUGGCCAGCUUCUCAGGAAACUCUCAAGGCCAUGGUUGAUUCUUUCCAAAUAUAAGGUAAAUUACAAAUUGCCCCCUCUUUAUUUUCAAAAUACGCAUUUCAUUGCCCGGCAUGAGAAUUUUCUGUAUGUUUUCAUAAUCAAAAUUUACAUAAGAGUUAUGUGUAUAUUUUAAAUAUUAUUUGGGGUAUUUUCCUUAGUAUUAGCAUUACAGAAACUGCUUCAACUACUGAUUACAUUAUGGAUUCAAAUAUUUUGUUUGGGGCA
Molecule: messenger RNA, 1111 nt
Organism: Dendrobium catenatum
Lineage: Eukaryota; Viridiplantae; Streptophyta; Magnoliopsida; Asparagales; Orchidaceae
Product: psbP domain-containing protein 6, chloroplastic
Exons: 3
Coding region: 59-901 (280 amino acids)
Biological process (GO): photosynthesis
Cellular component (GO): photosystem II oxygen evolving complex; extrinsic component of membrane; photosystem II
Molecular function (GO): calcium ion binding
Source: RefSeq, a predicted model, not a curated record